Messenger RNA from Symbiodinium sp. CCMP2456, 987 nucleotides. Lineage: Eukaryota; Dinophyceae; Suessiales; Symbiodiniaceae. The record is from the annotation of a GenBank genome assembly.
AUGCAGCAAAGUCCCAAAGAGGCCUCUGCGGAUGCCAACGAGGCUACAGCACCUGUCGGCGAGACAGGUCGGACAGCAAUGGCAUUCUCCGCACAAACUGCGCUUCACUUUGUGAAGGUGGAAGCUCAUGAGCUUCGCCUGCUGUGCUUGUGCAACUAUGGCAGGCGGGAUGGCUUCGCGAAACUAUGCGAGGGCCCACCUUCAACAACGGCAACUUUUUGGGGGAUUCUUGGACCGCCAGCGGUACUUGCACAGCGUUGCAGCAAGCUCAAAGUUCUUGAGAGUGUGCCUGAAACACCCCGUGCAAAGCUUGCUGGCCAGGACCCGAAUGACUGGCAGCGAGACAGCUUCGUCACAUCCUCAGCCGGCACUGCAAGAUACUGGUUACUGAGUUACUGGACCUACAAAAUGCUCGUAUGUGCAAACUCGAAGGUUGGGGAGGCUUUGAGUCUGUGGCUGCCUUCGUAUCCGCCGAAGACAGAAGUUGUUGCGCUGGAAGUCGAGCCUUCCAGUGACAGGCGCAAGUGGUAUAUGGACAAGAUCGUAGCGGUUGGCGAGAAAGUGGGUGAUCUGGAAGAGAGAACUUUGAUGUUCAUGAAAGCCACUGCGAACGACAUGGGCGCGGAUUUCCAAGCUCUUACAUGGAAGAAGGCAGGGGUGCCUGCAGAGAUCCCACUUGGCUCCAUUGACAUUGGCCUCAUGUCGGACGGCACAUUCACAGAGUUGGGCGCGAAAGGUACUGAGGCGGCGUUGAGGCGGAUGUUCCUCAUGCUAAAGAACUCCGGGCGCUUCUUCGUGAUUGCAAACACCGAAGACGAGCAGUUUGGAUUUCGAGAGCAGCUGGUGCUGGGUUUCGAGCCUGCGGUCUUGAAGAAGGUUGGAUGGCAGAUACAAGCAGCAAAGCGGGACAACGGAGUCGUCGUCGCAUAUUUGGCAAAGCGUCGGGUGACAGGUGCCAAAAAAUCGCGAAGGAUGACCAAGCGCUGA